Molecule: messenger RNA, 1587 nt
Organism: Diachasma alloeum
Lineage: Eukaryota; Metazoa; Arthropoda; Insecta; Hymenoptera; Braconidae
Gene: scf
Product: calumenin
Exons: 4
Coding region: 247-1212 (321 amino acids)
Cellular component (GO): endoplasmic reticulum
Molecular function (GO): calcium ion binding
Source: RefSeq, a predicted model, not a curated record
CUCGCAGUGGUCUGCAUGAAAGGCCUCGGCGGCUCGUUGAUGAUGUGGAAGCUGCACAACUCCAAAAGAUCAUUUUCUAUUCUCUGAAAUUCCAUUCGGUUUUCCUCUCUUUCCCUAUUUUUAAUUUCGAUUCAAACUCCCAGUGACGAUUAAAUCACGAGAGAGGAGUGUGAACUGCAGGGGGGAGUGUUAUUUCAGUUGCUGUCAGUAUUUACCGCAGUUUGGGUGACAUUUCAAUCAUCAGAAAUGCUGAGGACGGCUGUGGUGAGCCUCCUGGUGGUCCUGGCUGUCGCCCAUGGGAUCCCCAAGCCUGAGGACGAGGUGAAACAUCGAGUUCUUGAUCAGGACUUGAGUGACCAAGAGCACUUUGUAAAGUCCCAUCACAACCCAGAGUACGACCACGAGGCAUUUCUCGGUGAGGAAGCGAAGACAUUCAACCAAUUGUCCCCGGAGGAGAGCACCAGACGUCUAGGGAUAAUCGUCGACAAAAUCGACAAGGAUAAGGAUGGCUUCGUCACCAAGGAAGAGCUCAGAGACUGGAUCAGGUACACGCAGCAGAGGUACAUAAGGGACGACGUGGAGCGCCAGUGGAAGUCCCACAAUCCCGAGGACUUGGAGACAAUUCCCUGGACGAAAUACAAGAAGCUGGUGUACGAGUUCAUGGAUGCCAGCGACUUCGAGGCGAAGGAGAACGAUGACAAUUGGUCGUACGUUGUGAUGCUCAAGAGGGACAGGAGGAGGUGGUCUGUUGCUGAUCGAGAUGGCGACGAUGCACUCACGAAGGAGGAGUUCACUGCUUUCUUACAUCCUGAGGAGACCGAUCACAUGAAGGAUGUUGUCGUGGAGGAGACACUGGAGGAUAUCGAUAAGGAUGGGGAUGGGAAGAUCUCACUUGUUGAAUAUAUUGGUGAUAUGUACAGAGGCUCUGACGAUGAUGAAGAGCCCGAGUGGGUGAAGAAUGAAAAAGAACAGUUCACUGGGUUCAGGGAUAAAGAUAAGGACGGAUUUAUGGACACUGAAGAGGUAAAAAAUUGGAUAAUCCCUGAAGACUUCGACCACGCAGAGGCAGAGGCUCGCCACCUGAUCUAUGAAGCUGACCAAGAUGCCGACCAAAAACUAACAAAAGACGAAAUUCUCGAGAAAUACGAUAUUUUCGUCGGCUCUCAGGCGACUGACUUCGGCGAGGCCCUGGCGAGGCACGACGAAUUCUAAAAAUCCAAAACUCUCUACUUAAUCACCAGAAGAGUUUAUUCUGAUCACGUGAUAUCGAUCCACACGUCGGACCUUAAAAGGGAAUGAUAACCACGCAAAUCGUGAAAAGCAUUACUAGCUCUAGUGACACUUCUCUAGUUGUACGAACAAAAUUUUUAUAUUUUUAUGAGAAAUUGUAUUUUUAUCACUUCGUACGUCAGUCAUCGAGACCUCCGAGAGUCUUUAUGUGUAAGAUAAUGUAUUAAGUUCAUCUCAACGUGCUCUGACCAUCGAAAUGAGGAUUCAUUGAUCGAUUGGUUGAUUCAUUGUUUGAUUCAUUAAUUAUUUGUGUUGAUAAUUCACAUCCGAAAAACGAAUAAAGAAAGUUUUUGAGAA